Messenger RNA from Macadamia integrifolia, 1267 nucleotides. RefSeq names its product homeobox-leucine zipper protein ATHB-13-like. The record is from RefSeq and is a predicted model, not a curated record. The transcript has 3 exons. Gene Ontology annotation, biological process: positive regulation of DNA-templated transcription. Gene Ontology annotation, cellular component: nucleus. Gene Ontology annotation, molecular function: sequence-specific DNA binding; DNA-binding transcription factor activity, RNA polymerase II-specific. NCBI's taxonomy places the organism in Eukaryota, Viridiplantae, Streptophyta, Magnoliopsida, Proteales, Proteaceae. The coding region runs from base 136 to 963 and encodes 275 amino acids.
CUCAUUCAGUUCUUUUAACCUCUAACCCAUUUCAUUUGUCUCUCCAUUUCCUUCUUUUCUCUUUAUCUCCCACCAGCCAUGAAAGUCAGAUCGCCUUCACAGAUUUUUAGAUUGAUAAGAGUGGCGUCUUGAGUUAUGAGCUGCAAUGGGAUGGCCUUCGUCCCACCCAAUUUCUUGUUACAAACUCAUCAUGAAGAGGAGCACCACCCUCCUACGCCUCUCAACCCUCUCCUUCCCUCCUGCACACCUCAAGACUUUCAUGGUGUUGGGUCGUUUCUAGGUAAGAGAUCCAUGACAUUUUCAGGUAUAGAUGUGUGUGAAGAAGCAAACGGGGAAGAGGACUUAUCUGAUGAUGGAUCACAGUUGGGAGAGAAGAAAAGGAGGCUUAACAUGGAACAGGUGAAGACACUAGAGAAGAACUUUGAAUUGGGUAACAAGCUUGAGCCUGAAAGGAAAAUGCAGCUCGCUAGGGCUCUUGGUCUACAACCAAGACAGAUCGCUAUAUGGUUUCAGAACAGGAGAGCUAGGUGGAAGACCAAGCAAUUGGAGAAAGACUAUGAUCUCCUCAAAAAACAAUUUGAAGCAGUUAAGACUGACAAUGAAGCCCUCCAAGCCCACAACAAGAAACUUCAAACCGAGAUAUUGGCUCUAAAAGGUAAAGAACCAACUGAAUCGAUCAACCUCAAUAAAGAAACUGAGGGUUCUUGCAGUAAUAGGAGUGAGAACAGUUCUGAUAUCAACUUAGAGAGCUCAAGAACACCAACUAGCAGAACCCUUUUCGUCCCAUCGUCUAUCAGGCCAACGGCUGUGGCCCAACUCCUUCAGAACUCAUCAACAAGGUCAGACCUCCAUUCCCAGAAGAUGGAUCAAAAUGUUCAAGAUGAGAGCUUCUCCAACAUGUUCUGCGCCAUUGAUGAACAUCCUGGAUUUUGGCCGUGGCCUGAGCAGCACCAUUUCCAUUGAAAAUUUGUUUGAAGAAAGAAUGUCUUUUUUUAGAUGUCAUUAUUAGGGAUUUGGGUAGAAUUCAUCUUUAAAAACUAAUCACUUCAAAUAUGUUUCAACAUCGAGCUAUUGACAUCCGAAGUAAAAUUAUUACUUCCCAAGACCUUAAUAGGAUCAUGGAGGCCAUCCAAAUUAAAUUGGGUUUAGUUCUAACACAUGGGCCGACAAAAAGCAAGGUGGGAUUUUUCUAUCAUACUCAAAAAUCACUGCUCAACAAUUAAUUUAAUUAAAUUUAAUAUUUGCAUUGGGGUUUGUUUGUUGUGUG